AUGGAUACUUCUAAAGAUUCCCGCUCGACUUAUUUGAUUCCAUCGCAAAUCCCUCUGCUCUUACAAAUAAUUACAAUCGCCGUGAUUUUGACUUCUCUAGGCUGUGCCUUUAAGCGUCUAUACUUCCAUCCGCUGUCCAAAAUCCCAGGACCAAGGCUAGCUGCCGCAACUUCUUGGUAUGAAUUUUAUUAUAACGCCAUUCGAGAUGGAAUAUAUAGCAGGAGUUUUGAGCAAAUGCAUACGGACUACAAUUCUGCGGUCAUCCGAAUUGCUCCCAAUCAUGUCCAUGUCAAUGAUCCGGAUUUCUAUUCAAAAAUGUUCAACUACCGAACGAUUUAUCGAAAGGACCCAGGCUUUUAUAAGCAGAUAAACAUGUCGGAGUCUCUUCUUUCCAUACUAGACCCACACGAACAUCGUCUACGACGACAAAAAGUCAGCCCUUUAUUCUCGACAAAGGCUGCGGAUUCAAUGGCACCAGAUAUCCUCGCAAUCGCUCAGAAAGCAGCCAACAUCAUGAUGAAGCGUGGAGAAGAGAAAAGACCUAUUGAUAUGCAUCGACUCUGUCGCUCUAUUUCUUCGGAAGUAUUAUUUAAAAUACUUUUUGACGAACCUCAAGAUCUCCUAGACUCACAGGAAGAGCAUCCGGAAUUGUUGGCAAGUAUGGAUGCCUUCUUGAAGAAUUUUUGGAUUAUGAAGGCAUUCCCCGCUGUUGGGUGGUUGGCAACAAACCUACCUCAGUCGCUAGCCCAGAAGACAGUUCCCGGAUUGAAAAGUAUUAGACAUAAAUGUGAAAAAUGGGCCACAAUGGCUGUUGCUCGACAACAUUCCCGCGGAUUCACCAAAAAUGACUCGUCAUCAAAUACCGUGUUCGAUCUUCUUCUUGCUCCAACUCCCGAAGAACCGCGUUCCGAAUUUUCGAUACCGGACUUGGUGGAUGAGGCCUUCUUAUUCGUAUUCGCAGGGACUGACACCACAGGAAGUACGAUUGCAAAUGCUUUAUACUACAUUCUCUCUUCACCAUCUGUUUCUUCUAAAUUACUAGACGAACUGAAUGCUUGCGGCAUCACAUCGCAUGAAACUUUUGAUUGCAAGGUGGUUCAGAGAUUGCCAUAUCUAACGGCAGUAGUCAAGGAAAGCAUGCGGGUUUACACUAUUGUGCCAGGUGCUCUUCCGCGUAUUGUACCUGAUGGAGGAGUAGUUGUAGAUGGACAUUUCAUACCCGCCGGUACAAGCAUCUCACAAACCACUUAUUCACUCCAUUACAACGCAUCUAUCUUUCCUUCACCCGAAAAAUUCGACCCCGAACGAUGGCUUAGGGACGAAGAGAAAGCAUUAGAAAAGUAUUUUGCUCCGUUUAGCAAAGGUUCAAGAGCAUGUCUUGGUAUGAACCUUGCGAAUGAAGAAAUAUAUAUAGUAGUUGCGUAUUUCUUUUCCCGGUUCGAAAUGAUGCUUUAUGAGACAGAUGCUAGAAGUAUGGAGUGGGCAGAUUAUGCAAACGCGGUUAAUAAAUCGACUGUUAAAGUGCUUGUUAAGCGUGAUAAAUGGGCCGAUAACUAG
Molecule: messenger RNA, 1557 nt
Organism: Botrytis porri
Lineage: Eukaryota; Fungi; Ascomycota; Leotiomycetes; Helotiales; Sclerotiniaceae
Exons: 9
Coding region: 1-1557 (518 amino acids)
Molecular function (GO): oxidoreductase activity, acting on paired donors, with incorporation or reduction of molecular oxygen; heme binding; monooxygenase activity
Source: RefSeq, a predicted model, not a curated record